UAUAAAUCCCGCCGCGACGCAAAAUUAUUGUUGAGUCGUGAUUCGUUUAAUUUUUCUUCAAAUUAUAUAGUUAUUUAGUAAAAAUGGCAACAGCAGCAGCAGCAGAUAAUGUCUACAAAAGAUAUGAAAAAUCACUAGGUCUACUUACAACCAGAUUUGUUUCGUUAUUACAGAAAGCUAGAGACGGAGCUUUGGAUUUGAAACUCGCUACUAAUUUGUUAGCUGUGCGUCAAAAAAGACGUAUAUAUGAUAUUACCAAUGUGUUGGAAGGCAUCGGGUUAAUAGAGAAAAGAAGCAAAAAUAGUAUUCAAUGGAAAGGUGCAGGGCCAGAUUGUAAUACAAAUGAUAUUGGCCGAAAAGUCACAUCCUUGAGGAGACAAAUUGGUCGCCUGGAAGAAAAGGAGAAAGUUCUAGAUAAUCAAUUGCAGUGGAUAACUCAAAGUAUUAAAAAUGUUUUGGAGGAUGUGGAUAAUAAGGAUCUCUUAUAUGUUAAGCAGGAUGAUGUAAUUAAAUGUUUGCCACCAGAUAGCCAAGUGUUGGCCUUAGAAACUAAACUUGGGACAAAUAUUUCUGCUUCAGUAAUGCAGAGAAAGGAUAAGGAUCCGCACUUUAUACUGCAUGUUCAAUCAUCAGAACCAGUAAAUGUUAUCCUGCUCUGUGAUAGGGAAAAAGAAGAGGCAAUGGAGGAAGAAAAUGAUAAAGAAAUACAGAGUUAUACAGAAAAUGGCGAGUGUACAAAGUACAAUGAUUAUCUGCUGCGUCUGAGUCCGCCUCUCACAAAAAACGAUUAUGCAUUUUCGUUGUGCGGUUCUGAAGGAUUAUGUGAUUUAUUUGAUAUACCGUGUUAAAAUUUGAAUACUGGCUUAUAUUUUUUUUUAUAUUUGUUGAAAUGAGUUUUGGAAAGACAUUUUUUAUUAAGGAUUAUAUUUUUGAUCAUGUUGAAGUUUAUGUAUGUAAAUAAAUUGUGUAAAUAUCAAUUUUAUAUACAGUGUAUAAGAGAAUCAUGUGAAAUGUGGAUCAAAAUAAA
This is a messenger RNA of Amyelois transitella, 1027 nucleotides long. Its product is annotated as transcription factor E2F4. Gene Ontology annotation, biological process: regulation of transcription by RNA polymerase II. The record is from RefSeq and is a predicted model, not a curated record. The coding region runs from base 84 to 848 and encodes 254 amino acids. Gene Ontology annotation, cellular component: RNA polymerase II transcription regulator complex. NCBI's taxonomy places the organism in Eukaryota, Metazoa, Arthropoda, Insecta, Lepidoptera, Pyralidae. Gene Ontology annotation, molecular function: protein dimerization activity; RNA polymerase II cis-regulatory region sequence-specific DNA binding; DNA-binding transcription factor activity, RNA polymerase II-specific. The transcript is spliced from 7 exons.